This is a messenger RNA of Siniperca chuatsi (mandarin fish), 5736 nucleotides long. Its product is annotated as transcription factor 20. The transcript is spliced from 6 exons. The coding region runs from base 293 to 3076 and encodes 927 amino acids. Gene Ontology annotation, cellular component: nucleus. Gene Ontology annotation, biological process: regulation of transcription by RNA polymerase II. Lineage: Eukaryota; Metazoa; Chordata; Actinopteri; Centrarchiformes; Sinipercidae. The record is from RefSeq and is a predicted model, not a curated record.
AAUUGUACUUUUUAUUCGUAUUAUAUAAAAUAAAAGAAAACACUGAAAGGCAGUUGUUUUAUUUUGAAAGGGGCAUCCGGAAGUUUGAGAUUAUACGCUAAACAACUUGACACUGCUGCUCUCAGAGUAGUGUGUUCCUGGAAAGUGUGAGGAUCUUUAUUUAAUUUGGCUUUCUCUCUCUGUAGUGUUCUUAGGAUUCGUUAGAGUAGAUGGGUUGUUGAAAGAGAUGCCGGGUGGGACGAAUUCUUAACUGGACGUUUAAAAACGCAACAAUCUCUCCCGUCCGGUUGUUAUGGAGCAGCCACCUGGGAGCUUAGAUGAUCUACAGCCUCAAGAUCUUUCCACCUCCAGCAUCCCCACUGUGACUGACCUGACCAGGAAAGGCGAGGAAUGUGUCCUCAACACCACGUCCCUCGACGCCCUGCGGAUGGUCAAGAGCCCCGGCUGGUACCCAAACUCCGGGACCAGCAACCCAGGAUUACCCUUCUCUGAGGCCGGCUCCUCGGACAUCACACUCCAAUCAGGGGAUCAAAUUCAACCAGACAAUGCCUUCUCCCACACUACGGUCACCCUCUCCUACGUGAGCAGGUCUCACGUCUUCUCCACUCACGACUCCCUGUCUCAGCGUUCGCCUCUGUACGGUGUGCCGCCUAUUAGCAAGUUGUCCCUCCACCCUCCUCGUGACUCGGAUAAAGUGCUUGGGGAGACUGGCUGUGCUCUCAACCAGCAUUGCUUGGAGCAGGUUGAGGAGCCCGUGGACCUCGCCACGCAGACCCAACUUUUUCCGUCAUUAUCUCAGGCUCAGGUGGGACCAGAGAACGAUGGGGGAGUAUGUCUAACACAGGAGCCUCGUGAGUUCAAUGGUGGAGUCGUUUCCAGCGAUGGCGACGUGGAUAUGCGUGUACAAGGCGAAGAGGAAAACAGUAGGGGUUUGGAGAAUGGUCAGGGUGAUAGCUGGUCGAGUUCGGGAGUAUGUGCUGAAUCCUCACCGGAAACUCUCAUCCCUGCCACAGGGGAGGAUGAGGAGAGGGGCGGCUCUGAGGUGCCCUUUCUCAUGUCUAAGAAACAGGACCCGGACAGCGUGGGUGCUAGAGACCUGUGUUUACUGAGCAGGGAGUACAUCAGUCCUCUGGAGGACCCCGUCUCCCCAUCAGCUACCUCACAGGAUGUAGAGGAUGUGUUCAUCCUGCCUCAGGCCUCCAGCUCACCCAGCGGCGACAACUCUUAUCUAGAGACAACUGACGAGGUUGCGUGGGAUGGCUUGAGUACAGAAGGGGCCAUUCAGCCAGGCUCUGGCAUCAGCGAUAGUACCACGAGGUUAAAUUCAAGCGAUGAAAAUAAGCAGCCUGUCCAUAUACGGAAGGCAGUGUUGCAGCCUUUCAUUGACUUGACAGACGAUGUUUGUGUGUCGGAUGCUUCGGAAAACAAACCCAAGACUGUCAUUCCUCACAUGAACGGGAAUGCAAAGGCACUACAGAGAACUUUAAAAGAAAAGAAACUGCCAGUGCGUUCCGGCAGAGGGACUCGGUUAGAGGCUAUAGUUAUGAACAUAAAUUCAAGCAGGUAUAAAGUGUCAGGAUGCAUACGCACCAAUAAGAAAGCAAAUGCUUCCCGGUCGACGACAGAUAGUGACUCUAAGUUAGCCGGUCCUAAGAGGAGUGCCAGCCUGUCAGCGGGAAAACGGAAAAGCAGGGCGAAAGCGUCUCUCUCUCUCUCAGUGAAAACAAUGAAACAAAAAGCAGUAAUUUCAAUGAAAAGGGGUAAAACUAAUAACGUUAACACUGACAGUUGCAAAGACUCUACCUCUGAUUCUGAAAUCAAUAAUUCUAAAAAGUCACAGAGCAGCACACCUCCAAAAAGCCCUCUGUUUGUUGCGCACAAAAACUCAAAGAAAGAGCCAGAGCAUCUUUCUCACACUGACCCCUCUGUGGAAAUUCAUGUGGCAAGAUUUUCCCCACCCCCACCACCACCACCAUCAAAAUCUCCAAAGAAAAGCCAAGGCAAAGCCAAAGGCAAGGCUACAGCUAGCAAAACAUCUCCCACUGCCAAGACGAAGGGGGCUCGCACUCCGAAGAGUAGGCGAAAGAAACACACGCAGAGCCAGUCUUCCUCCAUGUUCUCGCCCAAGGAGCCGGAGCUCAAGUUGAGGUACAUCAACUACAAGGAGGAGAAAAGGGACUUGAGGUUAGACAGUUUCUCUCCGUUCAUCCGCGUGGAGCGGCAGCAGUCAUCGCCGUCACUGUGUACUGUAAUCAACUACCCCGAGGAGGUAAGGACCCAACACAAGAAGGGCCAGCAGCAGCAGGCUCACCCCGGCGGCUUUAUUUCUGCAGUUGUACCCAGCACUUCCUGUCUGCAGCUGGGCCGUGCAUCCACGCACAGCCAGCACCAGCGCUCUCUCGUCUGCUGCCUGUGUGGGCAGUCGGCCAACGCCAUGGACUUGGGGGACCUCCACGGCCCUUAUUACCCCGAAGGGUACCAGCCAAGCACCAAAACACCAGCCAGCAUGUCGGGCCUCAAAGAGGACGAGGACGACUACAGCGAUUCAGACUCUUCGUCCUGCAGCAUCAGGGGCAGGGGGAGGAAGUGUGCCAUUCCAGCCACAACACGGCCCCCCAGGCCAGGAGCUCAGCUGAAGGAGAAGGUCCUCCCGGAGAGCCACCGGUGGACCGCUGACAGUACUGGCAGCCCUGCAGCUAAGCGGCCUCGGUCAGACGCCGGCUCUGCUGCUGUGGAGGACUGGUACAGCCCCCCUGUGCUGCCCCUGGAGCCCUGUGAAUACUGGCUCCAUGAAGACUGUGGCAUCUGGUCUGCGGGCAUGUUCCUUGUGAAGGGCAAAGUCUACGGACUGGAGGAGGCUGUCAAGGUGGCCCAGGAGACGAUGUGUUCGGCGUGCCGUGAGCCAGGUGCUACACUGGGCUGCUUUUUCAAAGGCUGUCCCAACAAGUACCACUACAGGUGUGCUCUAGAGUCAGCAGACUGUGUACUCAUUGAAGAAAAUUUCUCCAUGAAGUGUAAAAAGCACAAGAACAAGACAUUCAAAGCCCCUCCAGGGAACCGAUGGGAUGACAGGUGACAGAGUUAGCAGAAACCUCAUGAGACGUUCACCUGCAACAUCCCGCAGGGGCUCUUGUUCCCCUUCUGCUGGUAACCAUGGAGACUGGACCAGGGUUCUUCUGACUGACAGCUAGCACCCGUAAACCUUAACUUCACCCUCUGCUCUUCAACUGCACUGUUAACCCCUGACACUGUGACUGGAGGAGCCCGGUCACCGACGCCUCCGUCAGUCCAGUCUGACGGCGCUCAUCAGACACCAACGCCUGCAGACUGAGGAAACUCUCAACUUCACAUAAAGUAACAUGCUGAAUUUGUCAUUUGUGUUAUCACUUUGUAGUUAUUUAUAUGGAUUUUUUUUUCCUGGAUUAAAUACGAAUAACAAUCAAAGAUAUUUAAUUUUUUAAAGAUUUUGUAAAGUAUUUGAUUAUAUUUGGUUUAUUUAUUCCUGGAGUUUUCUUAUUGGCUUCUUCAGCGGUUGUCAAAGAGGUUUGAUUGUGUGUUUUUUAAGUUAUUGCUGAAGCAGUUCAAUGUUGAAUUAUCAAGCCAGUCAAGGAGAUACUGGUUUUAUUAAAAGAUGGGACAGAAAAGGCUUGGACGGUCGAGAUAUGACCCUCUCAGAACAAGGUACCCGAUUGGACGCUGACAGCAGGGUUCCAUAUUAAACUUUUUUUGGAUCAUGACACAUGGCAUUACAUUUUGUUUUACAAAGAGCGGUGCAAAAAGUCUCAAAUACAGCCAAACGACACUUGCACUGAAUGUCGGACCCGGUUGUUGUUAUUGAGGGGACUGAACAGUGUGUUUGAAUGUAUUCUCCCCAUGUGAGGGGUUUUGCAGGAAGCACUUUUGGAGGGGCACUGAACAUGUCUGGUCCUCUGUUCCUGCCCCCACUAUCGUUUGCUUCAGGCUCCCUCGUGACUCUUUGAGGUUCACAGGCCAUCCUGUGAAUUUAAAAAGAGACAUCCAACCAUCAGGAUGAGACCAUGUGAUUUUUAUUUGGCUUAAAGCACUUUGGCCUCCCACUUCAGGCUGGCAGAAUUUAAAUGUUCCCAUGUUGUGUUCGUCUGCGCGGCCCUUAAAUCAGUUAGUAUCUUAACGGAAUUGCAAUACAAUUUGUUGAAAGCCCUGUUUGGGGACAAUGAAUUAAACCAGGCGUAGUUUUCCCCCUAGAAGUAAAGGGAUUCCUUUCAAUGCAAGUCAUCUGCUGUUUACUGGGGUUUCUGCUGUCGGAGCUGAAAUCAUUUCUUUCUGUUCAGUUUCAUUUUCUGAAUUUUGCAGCACAAAAUUCACAUUGCUUUGAGUGUACCUCAACAAACCCUCUUUGGGACUUAAAGGACUAGCCGGCUUCACCAGUGUCACUAAAGUUUAAGAAGGACGUAUGAUUGCAGAUUUCUAUGCUGACAUUGAGAAUCUUUGGUUUACAUCAAUCUUAAUUUGAAUAGGAAUGGCAAUGCUAGUAUUAAGAUUCCUGAUAGUCUACUGCGAUUGUAUUUCUUGACUUGGGCCUAAAUGGUGAAUUCCCACCAGAACCCUUCUGAAAAAGCCUUAUCUGACAUACAAGAGCUGUAUACAGUUUUUCACUAGCUUGUGGUGCAACGACAAAUCAGUGGAUGUACAUCACCUUCCUUUGGACAUCCUGAUGACUGAAGGCAGCUUGCGUGCACUUUUCUGCUGCAGACUUUGUUAUCAAUAGCAGGGGCAAGGCCAAUUUCCUAAUGAACCCUCUGACCACGCAGGUACGCACUGACUGUCUGGGACUUGUGUAAACCAUGUACUGAGAUUAGUUCCCAGUGUAUUAGUACUUGUUGAAUCAGGUGAUGAGGUCAGGGCUUUGGCCUGUCAGCCUGCCUGUUUGUUUUAGAGAAAAGUCUAUAUGUGAUCAGUGUUGGUGUAACGUCUAUGUACUUUUGCAUAGCACCUUUAGGGGCAGCGUUGUGCCGUCUGAGACCUGUGUGUGUGUGUGUGUGAGGUCCAUUAAGCCACGGCUCGAUGUUUACGGAUGUCCACACAGAGGCAGCCGAAGGCUUCGUCUGCUUGUCUCACCAGCAGCAGGACACGACACACACUCUCACACACACCCAAAUCUCCUUAUCCUGGAACACCACGUCGAUUUCAUUUGUGCCAUCCUCAUGUUUUGUGUAUUUUAUAUUUUGUUGCAGUGGAAUUGAUUUUUAAAGAGUGUGUGUCAGCAAGCCUGAAAUUAUCAUUGCAAUUUAUUUUCAAUUACAGGCAGUUGUUUGCAUUGUACCAAAUACAGCUUUUGGAAUAUGUUUUUAUUCUUUUUAAAAUGUUUGGAAAAAAUAUAUUUUGUCCGUGUGUUAAUCUCAGGGCUGAAUCUCAGAUAUUCUAAUGAUUUGAAUUUUAUUUUGGGAUUUUUCCUUUUUUUUUUUUUUGGGGCUCAUCGUUUUGACCCCACAGUGACUGGAGCAAUGAUACAUGUAGCAGGAUGUGGUUAUGUCCUCAGAUGCAAAGCCUGUCCUGGUACACACUACUCAUCACAUUCCAACGCCUCCUCCACGUGUCUCAGUGCUGUGGUGUUUUUAGGUUUAACAUGGGACUAGGACUGCCAACUCGUGUCACUUUCUUAAUGGUCUUUAUUUUUUGGCAACCUUUUGUGCCGUCUUGGUCGCCUCUUGGAGCAUCAGAGGUCAUGUAAUUGUCAAAAAUAAAUAUUUUGUUCAA